AUGGCAGUACCCAUCGGUGGCCAGUCCCAGCCUGGAUUGGUCGCUUCUAUAAAAUGUCGUCACGUCGAAAGCAGGAACGCUACCAAUACAUAUUUAUUUUCAUUCAUACUUCCCUUAAUCGUUUCGUCUUCGAAUUCCAAAUCUUCGUUACCAGGAUAUCAUAGCUUGCACGAUGGCAAAGAAACUUCUACGAACUUUGUCAAUGAAUGGACGGUGGAAGUGGAAGGUGGUGAAGAGGUUGCUCAGCUGGUGGCCAUGGAGUUAGGAUACGAAUAUGAUGGACCGAUACUUGACUUCCCUAACUUUUAUGCAUUUCGUCCAUAUGAGCGAAGCAUACAGCGACGCACCCCUGUUGAGCACACAUCCAUACUACACAAGGAUAGGAGGAUUCGAUGGGCUGAGCAGCUUUAUAUAAAGAGUCGGUUUAAGCGUUAUCCACUACCCGACCCGGAAAAGAAGUUACAUCGGGUAAAAAGAAUAGAUGAAGGUACUAGGUACUCAGAACUUGAUGCAGGUGACCGUGAUCUGCGUCGACACAAUCGCAUUUUCAACGACGAAUUGUGGAGCUACGAAUGGUAUUUGCAAGACACACGAAAUGAUCCAAGCCUACCUCGACUGGAUUUGAAUGUUUUACCUGUUUACGCAAUGGGAUAUAACGGACAAGGCGUGCGUGUCUCUAUACUUGAUGACGGAGUAGAGCACAAUCAUACCGAUUUACGCGAUAACUACGAUCCAGAGAUAAGUUGGGAUUCUAAUGAUGGAGAUUCCGACCCAUUUCCUAGAUAUGAUGAAAAAAACAGCAACUCACACGGAACAAGAUGUGCUGGGGAGAUAGUUAUGACCGCCAACAAUAAGAAGUGCGGCGUGGGCGUAGCAUGGGGAGCAAAAGUAGGCGGAGUUCGGAUGCUCGAUGGACGAAUAACAGAUCGCAUUGAAGGUGAAGCAAUAGGAUAUGCGUGGGACAAGGUGGAUAUUUACAGUGCUUCAUGGGGACCGAGUGACGAUGGGAAAACUGUAGAAGGCCCAGGCCGCCUUGCUAUUGAGGCUUUCAAACGCGGUAUAGAAAAAGGUCGAAAAGGUAAAGGCACUAUUUUUGUGUGGGCUAAUGGUAACGGCGGUGGUCAUAACGAUAACUGCAACUGUGACGGUUACUCCUCGAGCAUCUACACUAUAUCCAUAGGAAGUGCUUCCCAGCAAGGCCUGUUUCCUUGGUAUGGCGAGAUUUGCUCUUCUACUCUAGCUACUGCAUACUCUUCUGGUGCUUAUAAAGAUCAGAAAAUUGCAACCACUGACACAAAAGACUCAUGUACACUAGGGCACACAGGCACGUCAGCUGCAGCCCCAUUGGCUGCCGGUAUUAUCGCUUUGGCACUACAUGCAAAUCCAAAUUUGACUUGGCGUGAUGUUCAACAUCUUAUUGUAUGGACUUCAGAAUAUGUUCCACUUUCUGAAAACCCUGGUUGGCAAGUUAAUGGUGUUGGGCUACGAUAUGAUAUUCGUUUUGGUUUCGGACUUUUAAAUGCUGGAGCUCUUGUCAGUGCUGCAUUAAAUUGGACAACAGUUCCAAGCAAAGAAAUAUGCCGAAUUAAAGCUUCUUCGUCAAAGGAAAACCAAAUUCUGGUGUUAUCUCCUACAGAAACUGUGGACCUAGCAAUUGACGUAGCCGAUUGUUUAGUCAACUAUAUAGAACACAUCGAACUCAUUAUAAACAUUCAAUAUACUCGGCGUGGUGCAGUUGAAAUCUACCUAGUAUCUCCACAAGGUACAAAAGUUCAAAUUCUUAGUCCUCGACCAAGAGACACAUCAGAUGCUGGCUUCGUUAACUGGCCAUUGAUUUCAGUAUUUACUUGGGGAGAGAAGGCAAAUGGUGUAUGGAAAGUCAUUUUUCAGGACAUGACGAAUGAAUCAAAUUCUGGUGAAGUCGGACCUGUCAGUUUAAUAAUUCACGGUACUUCGGAGAUGCCCAAGCAUAUGGUUAAUGGUUUUAGAAAGUAUAAUAAUGAAUAUCAACAAGAAUUUGUAGAUUACCUUGACAGUGGUGAGCAAUACAACGACUAUGUUGCACCGUUUAUACCAGAACAACAUAGCACUGAAGAGGUUAUUCUUAUAAAUGACAUUGAUACGCUUAAUGAAAUAGAAAAAGAACUAUUGAGAAAUCGUCAUCAACGAGAGGUGUGA
Vanessa atalanta (red admiral) is the source of this 2178-nucleotide messenger RNA. Its product is annotated as neuroendocrine convertase 1-like. Gene Ontology annotation, molecular function: serine-type endopeptidase activity. The coding region runs from base 1 to 2178 and encodes 725 amino acids. Gene Ontology annotation, biological process: protein processing. Gene Ontology annotation, cellular component: Golgi membrane; trans-Golgi network. NCBI's taxonomy places the organism in Eukaryota, Metazoa, Arthropoda, Insecta, Lepidoptera, Nymphalidae. The transcript has 16 exons. The record is from RefSeq and is a predicted model, not a curated record.